Messenger RNA from Drosophila elegans, 1560 nucleotides. RefSeq lists its product as uncharacterized. The transcript has 4 exons. NCBI's taxonomy places the organism in Eukaryota, Metazoa, Arthropoda, Insecta, Diptera, Drosophilidae. The coding region runs from base 493 to 1443 and encodes 316 amino acids. The record is from RefSeq and is a predicted model, not a curated record.
UCGGAAUUUUAGCUCAGAGCAGGAACAUAUCCCCACCGAAACACACAAACACUGCUGUCAAAAAAAAAAGUAAAAGACAAAAACAAAUAAAAAAAUAAGCACCUCAUAGCGAAUGGUGCUGGUGCAGUAUAAAAAGAAAUAAUAAAUGAAAAACUCGCAGGAGACUAGUUAGGCACCCACAAACACCAAGAUGAGUAUGACAGAGAUGAUGCGUGGCAAGUCGAUGCCGACCGAAAAGAAGAUUGACAUCAAACUGGCCCAGCAUGGGACAAAAAGAUAACAAACAUUUUACGAAAAUGGAAAAAUCUCAAUUCCACGAUUCUCGCGAUCGAAUCACAAUUUUUAAAUGAUUAGCCCAAAUUCUAUUCCCGGUUAGAGUUUGCCAACGUGCGAUUAGUGCAAAUCGGCUGUGUGUUGAAUGUCGUAGCCGAGGCCAUCGAACGGGUCAAGAUCUCGCUAAUCUUGCCCAAAUUGCUGCAACAUCCCAAGCUCAUGGCACAGAUCUUGAAUGGCACCAAGUUCGAGACGGCAGUGCACCUGGUGGAAUCGUUUAUUCGUCGGCGGGAAUUUAUUUUGAGGGAAAAGCGACCGCCGCUAAUGGACCAUGGAAUCAUCCAGAUCAUCGACUUCUUCCAGCGCAACCACAAAAUGGUGCACCUCUUUCCGGGCUUCUACAACCACAUGAGCCCGGACGAGAAGAAGCUGCUGACGGCCUUCCAGAUGCUCUACGACCUGGCCAAGGACCGCUUGUACCGGACAUCGGCUGACGCCAUCGCCCAGGAGCGCCAGCUCCAUGCCAUGUACAAGCAGAACGAGGUGGUCAAGGGGCAGGUGGACGAGCUGCGCCACAAGAUCCACGCCCAGAAGUUGGCCAUCAAGGAGCGCAUGGAGGCUAAGGAGGCCUACUUGCGGAACUACGAGGACCUGCUGCUGAAGAAGAAGAACGAGAAGGACGAACGCAUCCGAAGGGAAAUCGAUCGAUGCACUCGCUUGAUCCGCGCCAGCAAAAAAUCGGGUCUGGAGCGGCAGGCCGAUUUGGAGGACCAACUGCAGAAGAUGCGUAACAACUACGAGACAUCGACCAAAGCCUAUUUGAAGCAGGAAAAGGUCUAUCGAGAGGAAAAGAAUAAGCUGAUCCUGCAACUGCAGGCCAUCAUCAAGAAGUACGAUCACAGCAUUGGUGAGAAGAUGAUCGAGAACAUGCAGCUCACCGACGAGCACAAAAAGGCCAAGAAGUCCCUCGACGAGUUUAUGGUUGGGUUCCGCAAGGUCGAGCGGGUCUACAAGCAGAUCGUGGUGAAACGCGAGGAGGAGGAGGCCAGACGACGGCAGCACCGCGUCCUGGUCUUCGCCAUGAACCGCGCCGCCUCCAAGAUCCAGAAAUACUGGAGAAAGUGGAAGAAGCACAUGCGCAAGAAGAACAAGCGAGACAACAGGGGAUGACCAAUGGAACGAUUCUACUAAACCACUAAAUUGUCCGUGAACUAUAGAUAGUUAUAAAGGUUAUACAAAGACUUAAAUCUUAAAUUCUUGAACAAAUAUACAGUAAAAAAUACGGCA